Aedes albopictus (Asian tiger mosquito) is the source of this 1689-nucleotide messenger RNA. RefSeq names its product cytochrome P450 4d1-like. The record is from RefSeq and is a predicted model, not a curated record. Bases 161 to 1681 code for a protein of 506 amino acids. NCBI's taxonomy places the organism in Eukaryota, Metazoa, Arthropoda, Insecta, Diptera, Culicidae. Gene Ontology annotation, molecular function: monooxygenase activity; iron ion binding; heme binding. The transcript has 4 exons.
GACGUUAUCAAUGCGACUGAUUGCGCGCCUCGCGAGCUAGGUGACCUGCUGCUAGUGGACAGCUUACUCUCCGCGAAACGCCGGCCGCGGCCCAGUUGAUAAGCGACCGCACUUGGAAUUGGAUUUGAACCGUGUCGCGUCGCGUCGUUGUGCUACCAAAAUGUUGCUCAUCCUAACGCUGAUAUUCGCCACCGUCGGGUACGCUCUGUUCAACUAUCAUCGCAAGAGACAGAAACUACUGAACAUUCGUUCACACUUCGAUGGACCGGACUCGCACUAUUUGUGGGGAACGUUUCCCAUGUUCAUUGGGAAGAGUAUUCCGGAUAUUUGGGACAUCAUAACGGACUUGCACAAGAAACAUGGAGAGGACAUCGCGAUCAUUGCUGCCUUCAACGAGCUGGUGAUGGAUCUGUCCAGUUCGAAAAAUGUGGAGAAGGUGUUGUUGGCGAAGUCCAUCAAGAAAUCGUUUGCUUACGACUUUCUGGAGCCCUGGCUGGGAACGGGACUGCUUAUCUCUACCGGUGAGAAGUGGUUUCAGCGGAGGAAGAUUAUCACUCCAACGUUUCAUUUUAAGAUGUUGGAAGGGUUUCUGGAAGUUUUCAACAAAGAAGCUGAUAUUCUGGUGUCCAAGCUGAGGGCAAAGGCUGGAAAGGAGGAGUUCGACAUCUACGACUAUGUGACUUUGUAUGCGUUAGAUAGUAUCUGCGAAACCUCAAUGGGAGUCCAAAUCAACGCUCAGGACGAUCCGAACAAUGAAUACGCAGUGGCCGUGAAACAGAUGAGCACGUUCAUCUUACGCAGAGUUUUCAGCAUUUUACGAACUUUCCCGUCACUGUUUUUCCUAUAUCCAUUCGCUAAGGAACAAAAGCAGGUCAUCCUGAAGCUGCAUAACUUCACCAACUCAGUCAUAGAUGCACGAAGAGCAAUGCUGGAAAAGGAGAAGGCCUCACUAAAUGUGAAGUUUGAUCUUCAGGAAGAGGAUCUAUAUUCCAAGAGAAAGAUGACUUUCCUAGAUCUUCUGCUGAACGUUACGGUCAAUGGAAAACCCCUGAGCCGCGAGGACAUUCGAGAGGAAGUAGAUACUUUUAUGUUUGAAGGUCAUGACACAACAACCUCGGGCAUUUCUUUUACUCUGUGGCACUUGGCCAAAUACCAGGACGUUCAGCAAAAGCUGUACGAGGAGAUUGAUCGAGUUUUGGGAAAGGACAAAGCUAAUGCCGACUUAACCAACUUACAGAUUCAGGAACUAGAGUACCUAGAUAUGGUUGUGAAGGAAUCACUGCGGUUGAUUCCCCCAGUUCCAAUCAUUGGAAGAACCCUGGUGGAAGAUAUGGAAAUGAAUGGAGUUACCAUACCAGCAGGAACACAGAUUUCCAUAAAGAUCUACAACAUUCACAGGAAUCCGAAAAUAUGGGAAAACCCCGAUGAGUUUAUACCUGAACGAUUUUCCAAAACGAACGAAAGCAAGCGAGGACCUUACGAUUUCAUUCCAUUCAGUGCUGGAUCUAGGAACUGCAUUGGUCAGCGAUACGCCAUGAUGGAGCUGAAGGUCACGAUCAUCAAACUGAUUGCCAGCUUCAAAGUUCUCCCAGGAGAUUCCAUGGAUAAGUUAAGAUUCAAAACAGAUCUGGUAAUUCGUCCUGACAAUGGAAUUCCAAUAAAGCUGGUAGAGAGAGUUUGAGUAAUGAA